AUGAGCCCUAAUUUGUUCCUGUGUUCUCUUUCAGGUCCUCCCAACAACCACCACAGUCAAUCUCUGCGGCCGCCGCUCCCUCCUCCUCACAACCACCACCAGUCGUCAGCCAGCUCCCUGAACCCCAACACCCUGGCCAGCCGUCGCGGCCCAGCCCACGCCCCCUCGGCGGCCCCCGGGGAGGGUCCCUCCACGCCAGAGUCAGUCCAGCUUCAGGACAGCUGGGCGCUGAACAGCAGCGUGCCCCUGGAGACCAGGUCAGUUACCCUAUCACCCCGCCCGCCUGCCAUGUUGAUGUUUGGACACCUUCCCUGUUUAGGGGGACAGGAAAGCAUUCUGCUUCCUAUCAGUUCCUUGUACUGUUCAGUUUGUUGUAUUUAUCCAGGUGACAGAGGUCUCAAUCUUGGACUUAAAGCCUCUGGUCAGGUUUGUGGGUGCCCAGCUGGUAGAGCUCUCAACCCAACAUCCCGUCCUGCCGUUGCCCAUCUUCACACGCUGCCACACUGGCACACAGGCAGAGGCCCCGCCCGCUGCUCUCCCUCUGGGGUUCUGUGACAUAGAAGCUGGUGUCCUCCUCUCUCCCUCUGUUCUGUCUUUUGUUUGGUGUGCGGUUGCCGUGGUGUGCGGUUGCCGUGGUGUGCGGUUGCCGUGGUGUGUGGUUGCCGUGGUGUGUGGUUGCCGGGCUUAUGCUAGGCUGUGGGCCCCUCCUCGAUGUUCCCAGAUCACACCCCAAACACGCUGCGUGCACAAUUCAUGAGGCCGGGACUACAGGGCUCGUCUCUCAGAUGUUUUAUUCACCGGGAGCACAGGCGCAGCUCCUGCUAUGCCUGCUACCGCCGGGCGCUUCUACCUACCUGCUCCCUCCUCUCCAAAAUGGAGCCUGGCGCUUCUACCUACCUGCUCCCUCCUCUCCAAAAUGGAGCCUGGCGCUUCUACCUACCUGCUCCCUCCUCUCCAAAAUGGAGCCUGGCGCUUCUACCUACCUGCUCCCUCCUCUCCAAAAUGGAGCCUGGCGCUUCUACCUACCUGCUCCCUCCUCUCCAAAAUGGAGCCUGGCGCUUGAGUCACAGCCAGAAUGCCUCCACAAAGAGAGGAAAGUCGUUAGAUUUUUUAUUUUUUUUACUAUUGGAACUCCAAAUUAUCAUAUUACUGUACACAGUAUAGAUAUUUAUAAAUGUUUCUAAAUUCCAUCAUGUUUUCUGAGAUGCACCAGAAUAAUGACUUACUGCUCAGGAGGGUGGGGCUUCAAUUCCUGGUUUGGUGUAUUACUGUAGCAGCAUGAGUUGUGUUCUGCUGUUUUUCAGGUUUUUUAGACCAUAUAUUACCCCCAAACGUCUCCUGGAUGGUGGUUUGUUAGCUGGUUUCAUAGGAUUUAUGACCUCCCUUUUUUAGAGUGGACCGACAGCACAUCAUUGCUCUCCAAUCUCCUCUUCCUACGCAGUGUUUCCCCUAGGAGUUUUUUCAGCAUUGUUGGCAAAGGUGUGGUGGCAAGGGGGGGGGGGGGGGGGGGGGGGUUAUUGGUUGCUCUUUGCUGAGGGGGUCAUUUUUUUGUAGAACGAAUGUGUAAAGGUAAUUUCUGGUGACUUAAAAAAAAAUACAUUCUACUCCAAAAUGCAUGAAAAUACAAUUGUGUUGACACCAUCGGAAAUAUGGUAUCCAUGAGUUCAUUUGACUCUGGAUAAGUAGAAAGGGGGCUUAGUUGAAAAAAACGCACACUAUCCCUUUAAAAGCGUGUCUCGGCAGAAUGCACACAUGCAAAGAACACACACAAAACAGUACAACAACACUGCAUCUUUCCCCUCACUACCCCCUUCCUCCUUGCCCUUCUACCGUCCCCCAGCUUCCCUGUUCCCAUCGCCCCUCUCCCCCUGCCACCUCAGUGCCUGUUCUCAGCAGGCAGAUUAAUAUAGCUUCUGUCGGGGCAUAUGGGCCUGACCUCACACACUUCAGUUCAUAUUUCUUUGUCUUUCAGAUGCCCCUGUCUAGGGCGUCUUGCAGUGCUAGCACUUUUAACUUAGUUUCACCCAUUAAUACUGCUUGCUCUUUACAGUCUCCCUCAUAGGAACAAAACGGCAUUUCAGCUGGGGCCUGACCCUUUACCCUAUGACCUGGAACCACCAGCCAUGCUGUCCAUCAUACUGCCAUGGAGAUAAUAUGACUCAUACAGUACAUUCAAACACACACACACACACACACACACACACACACACACACACACACACACACACACACCUGCAGGGAGGCAUUGACUUGGGUUUUUGCAGUGGAGCAAAUCAACUGUAUAAAGCUUACCAUUAUUGUACAUGACUACAGUAGAAACAUAGUGUACUAUCUUAUAGCAUUCCCUGCUCUAGUCUUUAUAGGCCACGGAACUACAGUGCAUAAAUGAGCAGCAAAAGUAUUCAAUGUUAUCCAUAAAGGAUCCAAUUGGGGAUACUUCCAAUUCCCAUGUGUGGCUCUGUAAAUUGUACUUCAUUUACCCAUUCGUUUAGAGGAAUUAUAGGCCUACUGUAUAUAGGAUGUGGUCUAUGAAUAGACGGAUCGUAGCAGGUUUCUUUUUCCUCAUAACUUCUGUCAUACUCCAGGGCCCAGUCUCACCACAUUCCAGAAAAGAAAUAAUAAAAUCCCCAUUACCCUGAGUCGCUGGCCGCUCCGCUCUCUCCCUGUCUCCCCAUGGUCUUGUUUGAGACGCCUGGACCAUUCCUCUCUCUCUCUCUCUCGCGCUCUCUAUCUCCAGAUUGAAUGUCCUCCUCCAGCAGUCGAUUUCUGCUGAGGAGCCCUGAGGAGCCCAAUUAAACUGGGUGUAGCGAGUAGCGACCAUGUCUGCAAUGGUGCUGUAGGCCUAUUGGGGUUUCUCCUAUAUUCUUAACAACGGAAUGCAUAGCAUGCAUUCAGUCCAUUUGCAAAGACAUUUGUUAUUUACAUUUUAGUCAUUUAGCAGACGCUCUUAUCCAGAGCGACUUACAGUUAGUGAGUGCAUACAUUUUCCAUACUGGCCCCCCGUGGGAAACGAACCCACAACCCUGGCGUUGCAAGCACCAUGCUCUACCAACUGAGCUACAGGAGGCUCAUUAGCCUCAUCUGGCAUGUAUAAUAAUAUGAGCCCUACCUGCCCUUGUGGUCCUCUGUAGCUCAGUUGGUAGAGCAUGGUGCUUGCUACACCAGGAUAGUGGGUUCGAUUCCCAGGACCACCCAUACUUAAAAUGUAUGCACGCAUGACUGUAAGUCGCUUUGGAUGAAAGCAUAUGCUAAAUGGUAUAUAAUAUUAUUAUUAUUAUUAUUACUACUACUAGUGUAUGUAGGCUAUUAAACGACGCUCAAAGUCUGCUCACAACGUAGUAUUAAAGCUCACUGUGAUGUUUAAUAUUGUAUGGCUCAUGCAAUAUGAAGACCAAGCCACUGAUUGUGGUAUUAUUAUGGUAUUAUUGUGGUAUUAUUGUAGUAUUAUUAUGGUAUUAUUGUGGCAUUAUUGUGGCAUUAUUAUGGCAGUAUUGUGGCAUUAUUGUGGUAUUAUUGUGGUAUUAUUGUGGUAUUAUUGUGGUAUUAUUGUGGUAUUGUUGUGGUAUUAUUGUGGUAUUAUUGUGGUAUUAUUGUGGUAUUAUUGUGGUAUUAUUAUGGCAUUAUUAUGGCAUUAUUAUGGCAUUAUUGUGGUAUUAUUGUGGUAUUAUUGUGGUAUUAUUAUAGUACAUACUGGUACUGUAUUACCAUGUAAGUAUUGAAAACUGCCAUGUUAAAUAGUAAUGUGUUUGUAGCUUGUUCAAUUUCCAAAUGGAGAACAUUUGUAGCUUGGAGGACAUUUUUUAUGCAAUUUUUUCACUGUUUCAACCCCACUAAGACCCAGUCUCUCAACUGUGACCUCUGAGCUACGCUAUGUAAAUUAUUUUUCUCUGUGUUCAACUGCCGCAUUGUGAUUGGCUGUUGUUGAAGUCUUCAAAGGUUGGUUGAUUGAUUUGAUUUGAUUUGACAGUUUUAAAAAGUAUAUAUCUAUAUGGGCCGGGAAAACAGCCCUAAUGUUGAAAACAAACAUUGUUGUCAUCCAGAGUCACAUUUAUUUAUUUUCCAAGCUAUAGCAUCACAAUAUUUUACAUACAGCAAGUUUUUAAAGGACCAAAGAGUUAUGUCUGAUUGGUGUUUUCAUUUUUGCCAUGGAAACAAUAUUGUGAUACUGGUAUCGUCACAGCCCUUAUAUAGGCUGCACACACUACAUACACUAAAAAAGUAGUUAGGGAUAACACAAUAAAGUCAGUGGCUUAUUUCCAUUGUGGUCCCUUAAAGUGCAUGGUGCAAUACAUUACAUAGAGAAAUGGAGAUGUAUUGCACCUUUGCAAGGUCACUCAAUUCCUUCUGAAGGUAGUAGAGCCCCACUAGGGGUUCAACUCUUGUAUACAGCCUCGUUAUUGGUAUUUUGUCUUAGUAUUUCCUUUUUUUUUUUGCAUGUUUCUUACUAUUUAACUCUGCGUUGUUGGUUAAGGGCUCGUAAGUAAGCAUCUCACAGUAAAGCCUACACCUGUUGUAUUCGGCGCAUGUGACACAUUUGAUUUGAUUUUUAACUCCCAAACCUUUUGAUGUUGAUUUUUAUUCGAUUAGAUUGACUGGGCUCUGGCACUUUCAAUGCGGUCAGAUGGUUCAGUGUCUUAACACCUAGCUGAGUGUGUUGCAGACAGGCCCUGCUUGCCUACCGUCCUGGAGGUGCUGGUAUUGAGCGAGAUCGAGAAGCAGCUAGAACCUCCAACAGAGCCCUCCGUGUCUCGAAUGCCAACCACGGUUCAUUACAACAUAUCUCUUGCCCUUCAUAGCUUUACCAUGAUGUCCUGGUAUAUCUGGCAGAAUACUAAUAAGGCUUGACUCCAGUUGAAUUCCUGUUCAUUAUCUGUAAAAUCUCCAUUUACUUGUUAAUCGCUGUUGCUUUUCACGCCCUCCCCCGAGGAUGAGACAAGUGUUUAAUGUAAAAGAGAGACUUUGAGCACAGUUUUGUUUUUCCGUCUUAUUUUGUUCUGUUUGGUUUGGUUUUGUAUUCGUCGGUGGUUCUGUUUAACUGUCUGGCUUGGUUUUGUAUUCGACGGUGGUUCUGUUUAACUGUCUGUGUGGGAUUAACUCCUCUCUGAGUGGCAUGUUGUGACCAAUUUGCAAACAGGAGCAGGAAGGAAAGAAAAUACUUUCACCCUAAGUGCUACUUAAAAAUGAUUAUAGGCAAACAUUUAGAUAAGUAAAUACAAAGAUAAAAAUACAAAAACGUCUCAUCUGAAACGGAAUAGCUUAGACCCAUUAGGUGGGAUUGGUUUCCUCUUCUUCUUUUACUUCUUCAAAACAAAUCUAGUCAUCAUUCAAAUGCAGCGUUAAUGCUCUCUCUCUCCUCUGUUCAAAUAUGCAGGUGUUUGAUAUUGUGUGUUAUCUAAAGCAAUUCACGUUUUGAAAGCCUUUUUAUUAUAGGCUCAUUUUGUCCUAUAAGGCAUUUGGUUGGUAUGUUCACUGCAGGUCAACUGUCAGCUAUGACCUUCAUAUUCUGUACUUAGUCACAUAGAAAUGGAUGAUUCAGAACUGAAGGUUAUGUGAGGAGGUGUGAGAUCUGAACGUUAUCUUGGGCUAAAGUGGUAUUUUAAUAACCGCUGAAUAGCAUGUACAUUUUGUUGACAGAUUUGGACCCAAACUGCAAUCUUUGUCAUGUCAGGAGAGAGAAUAUGAUCUAGUGUAUGUUGUGAGAAUAUUGUAUUGUAUGAUUCAGAUGAUAAUAUCCACACAUAAUGAACUGUGAUGUAUCAUCCAUCUCCUCUCUUCAAAGCCAUUAUACCAUCUCUGUUUUGCUUUGCAAAGCAGUCUCUGACAACGGCUAUAUAACUAGUGCCCUGGUGGAUAAAAUAUGAUUGAUUUAUAGAUUAAUUUACCUGGUGCCUGCCAUUGUUGCAUUGUUGCCUGCCAUUGUUGCAAUUAACAUGCAUCUAGCUGAGAGGAUAUUCUCUCCACUAACGCAGUGUGAUGUGAUGGCCAUGGCCAGCGGCCUGCCUGCCUGCCUGCCUGUCACCAUGGUACAAGUAAUUAAUCAGGCAGCUUCGGCGGGCAGGCCAGGCUAAGGGGCAGGACGCUAACCUCGGCCGUGUUUUCAUUAGCGCACGGACACAGCAGUCAGGAAGGGCUGCUGGGGGAGACGGGUCAGAGGUCCCAGUGUCACUCCUCUCCCAGUGUAAUACAUUCUCAGGUUGCCACGGUGACACCGCUUUUCACUGUCUUCAUCCCCUUUACACUUAGGAGGAGGCCUGGAGAAUGAUACUCUGAGACCUGGAGAAUGAUACUCUGAGGCCUGGAGAAUGAUACUCUGAGACCUGGAGAAUGAUACUCUGAGGCCUGGAGAAUGAUACUCUGAGACCUGGAGAAUGAUACUCUGAGACCUGGAGAAUGAUACUCUGAGGCCUGGAGAAUGAUACUCUGAGACCUGGAGAAUGAUACUCUGAGACCUGGAGAAUGAUACUCUGAGACCUGGAGAAUGAUACUCUGAGACCUGGAGAAUGAUACUCUGAGACCUGGAGAAUGAUACUCUGAGAUCUGGAGAAUUAUACUCUGACACCUGGAGAAUGAUACUCUGAGACCUGGAGAAUGAUACUCUGAGACCUGGAGAAUGAUACUCUGAGACCUGGAGAAUGAUACUCUGACACCUGGAGAAUGAUACUCUGAGAUCUGGAGAAUGAUACUCUGAGAUCUGGAGAAUUAUACUCUGAGACCUGGAGAAUGAUACUCUGAGACCUGGAGAAUGAUACUCUGAGACCUGGAGAAUGAUACUCUGAGACCUGGAGAAUGAUACUCUGAGACCUGGAGAAUGAUACUCUGAGACCUGGAGAAUGAUACUCUGAGACCUGGAGAAUGAUACUCUGAGAUCUGGAGAAUGAUACUCUGACACCUGGAGAAUGAUACUCUGACACCUGGAGAAUGAUACUCUGAGACCUGGAGAAUGAUACUCUGACACCUGGAGAAUGAUACUCUGAGAUCUGGAGAAUGAUACUCUGACACCUGGAGAAUGAUACUCUGACACCUGGAGAAUGAUACUCUGAGGCCUGGAGAAUGAUACUCUGAGACCUGGAGAAUGAUACUCUGAGAUCUGGAGAAUGAUACUCUGAGACCUGGAGAAUGAUACUCUGAGACCUGGAGAAUGAUACUCUGAGGCCUGGAGAAUGAUACUCUGAGACCUGGAGAAUGAUACUCUGAGGCCUGGAGAAUGAUACUCUGAGACCUGGAGAAUGAUACUCUGAGACCUGGAGAAUGAUACUCUGAGACCUGGAGAAUGAUACUCUGAGACCUGGAGAAUGAUACUCUGAGAUCUGGAGAAUUAUACUCUGACACCUGGAGAAUGAUACUCUGAGACCUGGAGAAUGAUACUCUGAGACCUGGAGAAUGAUACUCUGAGACCUGGAGAAUGAUACUCUGACACCUGGAGAAUGAUACUCUGAGAUCUGGAGAAUGAUACUCUGACACCUGGAGAAUGAUACUCUGACACCUGGAGAAUGAUACUCUGACACCUGGAGAAUGAUACUCGGACACCUGGAGAAUGAUACUCUGACACCUGGAGAAUGAUACUCUGACACCUGGAGAAUGAUACUCUGAGGCAUUAAUGGCCAACUGGAAAGUCAGCAUGUGUGCAUCGUAGUAGGCUGAAAUCAUAUUUAAUACAACCAAAAUGGGGAUCAACCCAUCACGUACAUUAAACAUAUCCUUUGAUGUAAUCCCUUUGAUCGCCCCUCACGGUUUCUCUGUUGAUAUAAGACAUAUAUACGGUAUAUAUAAUAUAUUAUGUUCAGACAAACCAUCACUCAAGGUGUUUAUUUCACUGUACACAGGUGGGAGAUUAUUCGAGUGAAUUGAAGGUUGAUUAUUAGGUCACGUUUCAGAGACCUUGGGUUUAGUGGGGUGUGUUGAUCUCAGCAGCUAGCCAUCAUUUGAUAUUGACUGGUGGGGAGACAGGCUAGUCAGCCCACUUUAUCAGCACUAUUCCAGGUGAGAAAAUGCCGAUACACAAUCAUCAUGGCUAUGAAAACAGGCUGUUGCCUUGAGCAGGUUUCACAGUUGACCUUGACUGCCUGUAAAGCCCAACGUUAGACUGAUCACAAAUGUAAAGACUGACAGAGACACGUCGAGGUAGGGCCUUGAGUUAUGAGACCUGCACAAGCCUCCUACAGCUUGUUUCUGCAACUAACCAGUUAUAAAAAAAAAUCUCGCUCAGCCUCACUUUUUCUCUCACUCAUAUCUAAGUCAUUUCGGGCUUCCUUCCCCAUCCUUGCUGGAGCCGUGGAAGGAGAUCUGAGAGGACAGUGCUUCUGGGUUUUAGUGUGGGGAAGCAGCUUGCGAGAGCUUCUGACCUGCAUCAAAGCGGCGCGGUCAACUGUCUUCCACUUUCAUCCCAAUCCCAUCUGCCUCCUCGUAGACCUCCCCUGGCCCGCCGCCCACCUGGCUCAGGGCACCGGCCUGGCACUGUGGUCUGCCCGUAGCCAAGCCGGGCACCGGGCACGGCCCACAGAGUCAGACUGCCUCUCUGACUGCAAAGAGGGCAAGGAGGUGCUGGGGGGAGAGAUACUGUUGAAACAGACUGACUUAACAACAGUAUUUACUAAAGCUAUUUGCAGUUCGUUGUUUUUGGUAGAAAUGAGACUCGUGACGAUGAAGAAGCAGUUAAAUCUUAUUCUCUCUAUGCCGACAAUGAACAUAAUCAAAUGCUGGGAAGGAGUUGUGAAAUCAUCUUUAUAUUCUGUAUGCUUUUAGCUGUAUAAUUCAGUGUUUUAAGAAAAAUUCAGUGUUUUAAUAAGAAAAUCAAUGCAUGUAAAUGACCAGUGAAUAAUUGCUGCUGGAAUAUAGAGGAGCACUUCAUUGCUCCAGAUGUCUCAUUAUAUUCAAAAGGCCACUGUUCACUCCAACGCAAUUUGCACAUUCUAUUGGUAAUAGAGACGAUGUAGCAGCUGAUUCUAACUCUCUGUGACCAUCUCUCCCUUUCUCUCCAUCGCUGUAGGCACUUCCUGUUUAAAACCCCGUCCGGGACCACUCCCCUGUUCAGCAGCUCGUCUCCAGGGUACCCCAUGACGUCUGGAACCGUCUACUCCCCACCGCCGCGGCUGCUACCCAGAAACACCUUCUCCAGGAGCUCUUUCAAGCUGAAGAAACCCUCCAAGUACUGCAGCUGGAAAUGUGCUGCCGUGUCGGCCAUCGCUGCUGCCGUCCUGCUGCUUGUGCUGCUCUCCUACUUCAUAGGUAGGGUACAGUACAGUACAAUACAGUACAGUACAAUACAGUACAAUACAGUACAGUACAGUACAGUACAAUACAGUACAGUACAGUACAAUACAGUACAAUACAGUACAGUACAGUACAAUACUAUACAGUACAAUACAGUACAAUACAAUACAAUACAAUACAAUACAGUACAGUACAAUACAGUACAAUACAGUACAGUACAGUACAGUACAAUACAGUACAGUACAAUACAAUACAGUACAAUACAGUACAGUACAGUACAAUACUAUACAGUACAAUACAGUACAAUACAAUACAAUACAGUACAAUACAGUACAGUACAGUACAAUACAGUACAGUACAGUACAGUACAAUACAAUACAAUACUAUACAGUACAGUACAGUACAACACAGUACAGUACAGUACAAUACAAUACAGUACAGUACAGUAGGCCCCCUUGUUAUAGUGAUAUGCUAUCUUCUGCAGUGGUGGAAAAGUCCUACUUGAGUAAAAGUAAAGAUACAUUCAUAGAAAAUGACUCAGGUAAAAGUCACCCAGAAAAAUGCUAUUUGAGUAAAAGUCUAAAAGUAUCUGGUUUUAAAUCUACUUAAGUAGAGUGGUGGAAAAAGUACUCAAUUUUCAUAAAAGUAUUAAAGUGGAAAUGACAGCGUUUUAGCGACAUGAAAUCUUAUUAAAAUCUGUUCAAAUACACCCCCAGGAACAAUAUGACAUUUUUUUUUUACAUUUUCUUACAAGCAAGCACUUUUUUUUGUCAUUUAGCAGACGCUCUUAUCCAGAGCGUCUUACAGUUAGUGAGUGCAUACAUUUUCAUACUGGCCCCCUGUGGGAAACGAACCCACAACCCUUACAGUAGAUAUGGUCAUUUUCACGUUUUCAUAAAUGCAUAGAAUGUUUGGGAAUGACAUAGAGUAAGGCAUUUGUGAAAAUUCUAUAGUAAUAUAGAGUGGAAAAGCGGCUGUGCUUUUGGACAAUUAAUAGACACUGCAGUAAAUAAAACCUCAAAAACAUCUGUCUCCUCCAUGAACGCCAUAGCCAAUCAGAGCUACAGUAGGCCUUUAUGCAAAUAAGCCAUUUGCAACACGGGCCUGUCAUCAUUGACUUUGAACUGGACUGUGUGUUUACAGGCAGUAGAAACAGCGUGACUUUAGAUCUUUAGAACGAACCCAUUCGCCAAAAGCCACAAAAUACACCUGAAUGGAGUCCUCUUACAUUUGGGAACUUUACAGCCCUAUUGAUCAAACAAAACAACCAUGAACAGGUAGGCUCUCUCUCCCUCAGUUAUGCACAUCAACAACAUUAAGAUCAACAACUAAUGCUAGCCAGAGCGAGAUGAGCUAAAAUCUAACGAGGGAACAUUAAAUAGACCCUCUCAAACUUUUUCUGCUAAGCUAGUUGGCCAUCAAAAUUACACUGAUUAACGAUGGGGAAUAGUAGCCUGCUCGUCAUUCUGCAGUUUGCCUGUCAACACAUGCUCGUCCCAAACCACAUUUUGACAACUGAAUGUGAACUUGCCUGCCCGCCGAUUUGAUCAAUGCCAAAUACAUUUGAUUGACAACUAAAGGUGCAUUCGUAAAUUGCCUCCAGUGUGUCAGAGUGCGCUCUGGGUCGUUCGUAAAUUCAGAGCGUUGUCAGAUUGUCUGUUCGUAAAUUCUGAGCGUUUCGCUCUCAAGUCAGAGCGUACACUGCACUAUUGACAUGGACGCUCUUGCCGAGGAGUAGGGUUGAUCUGAGCGUUCCUCACAACGGCAGUCAAGCACCCAAGCUAACUGGCUAAAGUUGGCUAGCUUUCUAGACACAAAUGAGAGAACACCUCACUCUGACCAUUGUAAUCGCCCUAGCAGAGCUGGUUAGACUGUUUACAUGUUAUCUAGAGCGUUAGUGACUAACUGUGCUGCUGGCAACAAUUCAAUAACUUUUUAACGUUUACUGACACCGGUCAUAUUCAGCGGGUGUUGCGUGUUCGUAAAUUCAUCAGUUAUUCUGCGGUCUGGCACACUCGGAUGAGAGUGCUCUGAAAUCGGAGUAGAUAGCCAGAGUGAACUUAAGAACGCAAGAGAUAUGCUGACUGGAUAACAGCGAUUCACAUUUCUUGCUAGCUAACCGAAUGACACCUGCAUCUCUAACUGUAGCCACCGAAAAAAACGAAAGUCGGUCACUUACCCACUCCUCCAAUGACAUGACAUCCUCUCAGCAGCUAGCUAGCUAACAUUAGGCGGCGUGUUUUUAACUUGCUAAAUAAAUAGCUACAGAAAUUAACGCUAAUGAUACGCUACCUAUUACCCACGUUAUGACUGACUUGUGAUCAUUGCCCUCGCUAGUUUGAUUGCAUUGACAUUCCCAGCCUUAGUUAUAUUUGUCAGUUUUUGUCAAAAAUAUUGAGUCACUGAAACUGAAACAGUGCAUCCCUAAUGGGUGGAGGCAGCAAACAAUGUCCCAGGCCAGCUGUGAUUUACAACCUGAUAGCAAUAUUUUUGGACUACCAAGAAAUGUAUUGGUGAAUUAUAUUAAUCAUGCAUUGAACUGCAUCCAUCUAUUCUGGGAUGCCAAUGCUUUAUUAUUGAUAGGUGCGUGAAUUGGACUGUCCUGCCUGAGCAUUCAAAAUGUACCGAGUACUUUUUGGUGUCAGGGAAAAUGUAUGGGAGUAAAAAGUACAUAUUUUCUUUAGGAAUGUAGUGGAGUAAAAGUUGUCUAAAGUAUAGAGACCCCAAAAAACGACUGAAGUACAUUUACUAAAACAUUUUAGUCAUUUAGCAGACACUCUUAUCCAGAGCAACUUACAGUUAGUGAAUGCAUACAUUUUCAUAAUGGUACCCUGUGGGAAUUGAACCCGCAACCCUGGCAUUGCAAGCACCAUGCACUACCAACUGAGCUAAUACUUUAAAGUAUUUUUUCUUAAGUACUUUACACCACUGAUCGGCUAUCAGAUUGGCUUGGCUCAUUUCACCUGUUUGAGAAUGAACUGAGAAUAUGGCCAACUGAAAAUAUUAUUGUCAAGGGUAUGGUUGACUGGCAAACUGUAGGCCUAUCUCUCUAAUGAUAUAAAAAUGCAUAAAUACUUGACAGGGCAAAACAAUUGUUAAAAGCAUGCACAUAUAUCAUAAUUAGCUUGGCAUUUGACAUACAAUGGAUCAAUACGGGCCUGGUUGCAUAUUAUGUUGGUUGCACCAAUUUGUAAGUCGCUCUGGAUAAGAGCGUAUGCUAAAUGAUGUAAAUGUAAAUGUAAAUGUUAUUAUAAAAUGUAAUAUUUAUUCAUGUAUGACCCAGAUGAAGUACUUGGAAAGAAAAGGCAAUAUGAACACUCAGCCUACUCUAGCCAUACUCCAGCAUCGGUUUCAUCACACAAUAUUGACCAUUCGCAUUUUGUUUUGUGAGGUAACGAUUUACAGUCAGAAUGAGUUGUCUCAGGCAGUGUUCAGGUCUGACAUGCUGAUCGUGAGUCAUCGCAAGCACUGCAGGGGUGCAGUGAGCUGUGUUGUUAGUUCCACACACCAGGCUGAGAGAGGAGAGGAGCACGGCUCCCCAAGCCAUGCUCCUCGGAGGACUGUGGACACGGUCGAUACCGAGGCCUAUAGCGCUAGCCGUGGAGAGGAAGAGAGAGAGGGAGCAGGAGUGGCACAGGCUGGGAAAAUGAGAGUUAAAAACCUCAAAGGGGCUUUGAUGAGCCGAUCAAGAGCCUUACUGUGGCCACAUAAUAACAACUAAAGGCCAAUCUCUGUGUGGAGGAAUGAUGGAGGAAUAUCUACACACAGAUACUAUGUACCGGGUGCCAGUUUCUCUACGGGGGACUGUAGUGGUAUUGAGAGCUGGCUGAAUGUGCUGUAUUAAGGGCUCUGUGUGGCAGGAAUAGAGAGUUGUGGUGGCCAAGGCUAUGCGGUAGUGUGGUUUUAGUGGUGGCCAAGGCUAUGCGGUAGUGUGGUUUUAUUUAGACCUCAGCCUUCUUAUAGGGCUUCACUGUUUGGAAUUGCAAUGUUUGUGGAGAUAUUUAUUCGCUGUGAGAUUCCGUUGACACGCUUGUCCUUUUCAAAGCUGAAGACACACUCGAGGGAGGGAGGGAGGGAGAGAGAGAGAGGGAGGGAGGGAGGGAGGGAGGGAGGGAGGGGGAGGGGAGGGAGGGAGGGAGGGAGAGGGAGGGAGGGAGGAGAGGGAGGGAGAGAGGGAGAGCUCAUUGACUUUGCGCAGCCGUGGGUGGAGGCUGGCUGUGUGUGUGUGCAGUGGUGAAACUCCCCCAUUACCUGUGGGAUUAUGUUCGCAUGGUGUGGCACUCAGGCACACCGAGGGAGGCAAGGCCACCACUCAGCAGGCAGAGCGGUAAGGGCUCUGCGGUUCUGAUCCAGCCCCCGAGCCAUGCCAAUACUCUGCGGGCCGGACCUCUGAGCAGAACCGACCCCUGUGCGUGCAGAAAGGAAUGUGGCCAUGGCUUUUUACAAGCAAACAAAACUGGGCCGCUACCACUGAGCUCUUCACUGCAGACACAGACACAGAUUCCACUGAGAGAGGGAGGCCCUGACUGUUCCUGGGAGAUCUGCACUAAUGCAUUUGGAAACGCAGCAGUCAGGCAAAUAUAGGCUAUUUCUGUUCCCCUCUUUCAAAAUAUUAUACUGUCUGUCCAUUUUUUUGAAGUCCAUAAUUAGUAUCUGAAGAGAGCUUCUCUCAGAGACUCAAGACAAAGAAUAUGCCCUGAAAGAGUUGAUUGGCUCCUUUUGAGUGUGCAUGGCAUGCCUCUUAAUGAGCCAAUCACAGGGCUGUUGUUGCAUCAUGAAGGACUGACACCCAUCAGUUGUUCUCGUAUCUCUCCGCUCGUCCAUUCCUCUAAGGAUAUACUCAUCUGGCACAAAUGUAUUUUUUUUUUUUAAUAUUCCUUGUGUUUUGUUUGGAAACACACUCGUUCACAGACCUACCGUAUCCAAGGGGCUGAGAGGUUUACAGUUGCUAGGACACAGAUGAGUAGAGCAGGCCUGAUGCAAGCUGAGCAGAUUUGGCAUCAUCAUGCUAGGUGGGGAGUUUUGCUACUGCCUCUCUCUCUCUCUCUCGCGCUCCUUCUCCUUAAAGGACAGCGGGCCUAAUUUACACUAAUUGGUGAAAGAGGAUGAAAGGAGAGCGAGAUAAAUGAUGAGUACACUGCCUUUUGAUUGGUUCUGCUCCUAGUUAGGUUAGCUGGACUGAACCUGGAGCUGCUGAUGCAGGGGGCUUUCAUUAGGCAUGACAUGAAACCAAGAGAGAUG
Molecule: messenger RNA, 14451 nt
Organism: Coregonus sp. 'balchen'
Lineage: Eukaryota; Metazoa; Chordata; Actinopteri; Salmoniformes; Salmonidae
Source: the annotation of a GenBank genome assembly